AUGCGUCCUCUCCUGAUUCUCCUACUGGUUGCACUAGUUGCCCUGGUAGGCGCGGUCCCCGCAGGCUCCAGUAUCACGCCCCCGCCGCCCGUCGAGCCCAUUCAAGUCCUAUCGUCUCAUCCCUCCGAUCGCAAACGGCCAUGGAUUCGCGUCCGAGAUUGGGUCAUUGAGAGCAUAUGGGGCAUCCCCAAGUCAUCUUCCCAUGGCUCGUCCAACGACCGGUCCUAUGAUGGCUCUCCGCCAUCUCGAACGCUGGCCCGGUACGGCAGCGAUGUCGUCCUCCGCUUUAACCUGCGCGAUAACAAGGAGGCCGCGGCGCUGGCCCAGGCAACGGAUAUUCUGUUCUUGGAUGUAUGGGCAUCGACGUCGGAAUUUGUAGACAUCAGGCUGGCCGAGGAAGUCAUUCCUUCACUGCUAGGCCUUCUCCCCGAUAGCCUUCGAACCGCCUAUACCCCCCUUAUCGAUAACGUUGCCGACAUGAUCUACUCGUCCUACCCGACCCGUCGUCCCAUCGGGUUAGAAGGUCACCCGAAAUUCGGUCCCUCCCCUCAGCAAUCCGCGCAGGCAGGGGAUAUUCUGUUCCGCAACUACCAACCAUUAGCGGUCAUCGUUCCGUGGAUGCGCUUGAUGGCCUCCAUGUUCACAUCGCACGUCCGUAUGAUCAGCGUGGGGGUGUCGGCCGAGGGCCGCGAGAUCCCCGCGCUUCGGCUCGGCGUUAACGACGCCCGCAACCCCACGGCACCCCGCAAGACGGUCGUCGUCGUGGGGGGCACCCACGCGCGCGAGUGGAUCAGCACGUCGACUGUGAAAUUCGUCGCCUACAACCUGAUCACCAAGUACGGCAAGUCCAAAGCCGUCACACGCCUGCUGGAAGACCUCGACUGGGUCUUUAUACCGACACUCAACCCAGAUGGGUACGUCUACAGCUGGGAAGUCGACCGAUUGUGGCGCAAGAAUCGACAACGCACAAGCCUACGAUUCUGCCCAGGCGUCGACCUCGACCGCUCCUGGAGCUUCGAAUGGGACGGCGAACGCACGCGCUCCAACCCCUGCGCAGAGGACUACGCAGGCGACGAGCCCUUCGACGGCGUCGAAGCCGACCAGCUCGCACGGUGGGCAUUAAACGAAACACACAACAACAACGCCGACAUCGUCGGCUUCCUCGACCUCCACUCCUACUCGCAGCAGAUCCUCUACCCCUACUCCUACUCCUGCUCAUCAGUGCCCCCAACCCUCGAAAGCCUCGAAGAGCUUGGCAUCGGCCUCGCCAAAAUCAUCCGACAGACCACGCGCGAAAGCUACGACGUUACCUCCGCCUGCGAAGGCACCGUCACGCCCGCGAAGCAGUUCGCUCCCCGCGGGGAGCGCUUCUUCCCCGUCGGGGGCAGCUCCGGCGGCAGCGCACUGGACUGGUUCUACAACCAGCUGCACGCGGUCUACUCGUACCAGAUCAAGCUUCGCGACCGCGGCAGCUACGGCUUUCUCCUCCCGUCGGAGCACAUCAUCCCGACGGGGAAAGAGAUCUUCAACGUGGCGGUCAGGUUUGGUCAAUUCUUCGUUAUUGGCAAUAGCAGCAGUACCAGGACGGCGGGCGUUGCGGGGGACAGCGAUCCCAUCGACUGGGACGCAGACCUCUUCUACGAUGUUGACACUACAUCAUCGCCAUCCCACGAGCCCAACUUUGCGGGCGGCGAAGCGGAAGAAGAGGACUUCGAAGCGGAAGAAGAGGACUUCGAAGAGGAAUGGGAGAUGAUCGAAGAUGAAGACGACGAAGACGAAGAACAAUCCUAUGAACUCCGCCGACGUCGCUAA
This is a messenger RNA of Aspergillus candidus, 1812 nucleotides long. RefSeq names its product M14 family metallopeptidase. Gene Ontology annotation, biological process: proteolysis. Bases 1 to 1812 code for a protein of 603 amino acids. Gene Ontology annotation, molecular function: metallocarboxypeptidase activity; zinc ion binding. The transcript has 2 exons. The record is from RefSeq and is a predicted model, not a curated record. NCBI's taxonomy places the organism in Eukaryota, Fungi, Ascomycota, Eurotiomycetes, Eurotiales, Aspergillaceae.